This is a messenger RNA of Cryptomeria japonica (Japanese cedar), 1585 nucleotides long. RefSeq names its product alpha-galactosidase. The record is from RefSeq and is a predicted model, not a curated record. Gene Ontology annotation, biological process: carbohydrate metabolic process. The transcript has 15 exons. Gene Ontology annotation, molecular function: hydrolase activity, hydrolyzing O-glycosyl compounds. NCBI's taxonomy places the organism in Eukaryota, Viridiplantae, Streptophyta, Pinopsida, Cupressales, Cupressaceae. The coding region runs from base 97 to 1269 and encodes 390 amino acids.
GAGUCUAAGACACUUUAUAAAUAGGAAGCCCAGUGAGGCUUUUGAAGGCAUUACUACUUCCUGAUUUGUUCUAUCUACUUCGCAUAUUGGGAAAAAAUGAAAAUUAUGCAUUUUUUGCUUAUAAGUCUUUUGGCUUUUGUCUUCUGGGAUCAGAGUCAGACCAAUGCAGCCUCCAAUGGGGCUGGGAGGAGGCCUCCAAUGGGAUGGAACAGUUGGAAUCAUUUUGGAUGUUCGGUUGAUGAAAAUAUUGUUCGUGGAACAGCUGAUGCUCUACUCUCCACAGGGUUAUCCAGGGUUGGAUAUGAAUAUGUAAAUAUAGAUGAUUGUUGGGCUGAGCAAAACAGAGAUGCUCAGGGCAAUCUGGUUGCUAAAGCUUCAAAAUUUCCUUCAGGGAUCAAGGCUUUGGCAGAUUAUGUUCACUCUAAGGGUCUCAAACUUGGAAUAUAUUCUGAUGCUGGAUCUUAUACAUGCAGCAAAACAAUGCCAGGUUCCCUUGGACAUGAGCAACAAGAUGCCAACACAUUUGCUUCAUGGGGAAUUGACUACUUGAAAUAUGAUAACUGCUUCAAUGGUGGCAUUGAAGCUCGGAAGAGGUACCCAACAAUGAGUGAAGCACUCAUGAAAUCAGGCCGUCCUAUAUUCUAUUCAAUGUGUGAAUGGGGUGAACAAAAUCCUGCUACAUGGGCACCUAAUAUUGCAAACAGCUGGAGAACUACAGGAGACAUACAGGACAACUGGGACAGUAUUACAUCUAGAGCUGACCAGAACAAUCAGUGGGCUGCUUAUGCAGGUCCUGGUGGAUGGAAUGACCCAGACAUGUUGGAGGUUGGAAACGGUGGGAUGACAAUCGAGGAAUAUAGGUCACAUUUCAGUAUAUGGGCUUUAAUGAAGGCACCCUUGUUGAUCGGUUGUGAUGUUAGGACAGCCAGCCAGGAAAUUACACAGAUAGUGGGCAACAAAGAAGUCAUUAAUGUCAAUCAAGAUUUAUUAGGUGUUCAGGGGACGAAAGUCAGCCAGCAAGGAAAUCUUGAGGUGUGGGCUGGGCCACUGACCAACAAAAGAGUGGCUGUAAUCUUGUGGAACAGAAGUAGUUCAACAGCUUCUAUCACUGCUCAAUGGCAAAAUAUUGAUCUUUCCUCUAAUGUUGUUGUUCAAGCCAGAGACUUGUGGGCUCACAGAAACCUUCCAACAAGGUUACAAGGCAGUCUCACAUCAAAUGUUGAGCCGCAUGCCUGCAAGAUGUAUAUCUUAACACCACUCUAUGGUUAAACUCAACAUCCAAAAUCCUGAGAAAUAUUAUUCUAUAUAAUCUUAGGUCCAAGUUUAAAAAUAUUAAUGUUGUGGUCAAGCCAUAACCAUAUUAUUUGAAUACAAACCAGCCUACAGAGCGAGAAGGUUCUCAUUCAUGUCAACUGUAUUUACAUGGUAAUUAUUCCAACCCAAAAUAAAUAAUGGCAUGCCAGUGUACCAAGUUGGCGAUGGACUUGCAGUGUAAGAAAGUCCAAGCAUAUCACAUAAGGAGAAAAUGUAUCAUUAGAUGAGAGACUUAAAUAAGUGUAAUAAAGUUUUUCAUCAUUUUAUUGAA